CUAAAAAGUUAACACUUACGAAAGCGAAACCGAAAUGCCAGCAGCGAACAUUCAAUAUUCGGUGAAGUAUUCCGAUUUAAAGUAUGAAUAUCGACACGUGAUUUUACCAGCGACGUUAGCCAAGCUAGUACCGAGAACGCACCUCAUGACUGAAACCGAAUGGAGAAACUUGGGCGUCCAGCAGAGUCCCGGUUGGGUGCAUUACAUGCUUCACGUACCCGAACCGCACGUGUUACUGUUUCGCAGACAAAUACAGGAGGAAUAGACUGCAAUGAAUUUUUGUAAUAUUUUUUUCUAAUACAGACGUGACUUACCUAUUAAUUUGUAAGAAAUUGUGUUUCUUGAAUAAUUACUAUUUUUGAACAUG
Molecule: messenger RNA, 367 nt
Organism: Photinus pyralis (common eastern firefly)
Lineage: Eukaryota; Metazoa; Arthropoda; Insecta; Coleoptera; Lampyridae
Product: cyclin-dependent kinases regulatory subunit 1-like
Exons: 1
Coding region: 35-265 (76 amino acids)
Biological process (GO): regulation of mitotic cell cycle
Cellular component (GO): SCF ubiquitin ligase complex; cyclin-dependent protein kinase holoenzyme complex
Molecular function (GO): histone binding; protein kinase binding; cyclin-dependent protein serine/threonine kinase activator activity
Source: RefSeq, a predicted model, not a curated record